Molecule: messenger RNA, 1939 nt
Organism: Phyllopteryx taeniolatus (common seadragon)
Lineage: Eukaryota; Metazoa; Chordata; Actinopteri; Syngnathiformes; Syngnathidae
Product: ras-related protein Rab-19-like
Exons: 4
Coding region: 1020-1691 (223 amino acids)
Cellular component (GO): trans-Golgi network
Molecular function (GO): GTP binding; GTPase activity
Source: RefSeq, a predicted model, not a curated record
AUGCGCUGGAUGAGGCUGCAUUUGAGGACACUCGGAAUUCUCGCUAUCGCGGGUUGAAUGUGACGUAACCAAGGGGCAUAGGCAUACAGUGGCGGUUCGAACUUCACUGAGGGAAACCUAGGUUGCAAUAACUUUGGCUUUGUUUUCAUUAUAGUAUACAGUAUUUCCUUGUUUAGUAUCUAGGCAUAUUUAAAAAAAAAAAAAAAAAAAAGCUACAUUAAAAAGCAUAAUAGUUAUUGAUCAUAUUCCUGGAAUGCUGCAUGGGAGAACUCGUACAGUGUUCCCGGAUAUAUAUUGUUUUGCACACACCAUGUUUGAACUGCAUAAUUGCUCAUAACUGUUUGAAACAUGGAGAAUGAGGUUUCGUGCAGGUGAACUGCAUUUCCCACAAUCCCUUCCUCUUUAAAGGGGCAGCGACAAUGUUUUCUCCAGAACAGGUAGGGCGGGAUUCUAUUGUUUCUACAGGUGCUAUGGAGAGAGGGGAGAGGAACUGAAGUCAGUAUAAAAGCACUGUUGGCACUAAAAGGGGGAGGGAAAGGACAAUUUGUGAAGGAGAGGCAGGUGGAUCAGACGGCUCACUGGAUGACGGGCACAAAAAAGUACAUUGUGUUGUUUCUGUCAAGUGGAUCACCUCUGAAGUCCCAGGUAAGAAAAGGAUGGGCUUUUUUUGUUCGUUUUUUUUUUGUUGCACUUGUCUUUGAAGACGGUCACCGCCUGAAGGUCUGACAAUAGAGACUCUAAGCAAAGACAAAAAAAGGAUCGAGAACUUGGGAGCAGGGUGGAAAAUGUGAAGAAGUGUGUAACCUUUGAACGGCACAAUUUGACACCUUGACAAACCGUCUUCGGGAACUGGUCGGACGGGAUCGACGUGGACACGUUUGCUCCAAUUCACCCUGCGGUGAGACAUAUUUGCUUGUGUGUAUUGACUUUCCCCAAACCUCAAACGUCACUGGCAUCCCCAAAAGGGCCGAAUACCCCCCAGGCAGCCCCUCCCCCGCCCCCAACCGAGCUGCUCCAGGAUGCAGAACCCGGGACCGGAACAUGACGACACCUUCGACUACCUGUUCAAGAUCAUAUUGAUCGGCGACUCCAACGUGGGGAAGACCUGCGUGGUCCAGAACUUCAAGUCGGGGGUUUUCUCGGAGAAGCAGCAGAACACCAUCGGAGUGGAUUUCACUGUGCGCACUUUGGAUAUUGAGGGCAAGAAAGUCAAGAUGCAAGUGUGGGACACGGCGGGACAGGAGCGCUUCCGGACCAUCACGCAAAGUUACUACCGCAGCGCUCACGGCGCCAUGAUCACCUACGACAUCACGCGGCGCGGCACCUUCCAGUCGGUCAGCGACUGGAUUCAGGAAGUGGAGCUCUACGGGGCGGCCAACGUGGUGCUGGUUCUCAUCGGUAACAAAUGCGACCUGGAGGAUGAGCGCGAGGUUUUGUUUGAGGAGGCCUGCAGUCUGGCAAAAGAAAGGGGCGCGCUCGCUGCCCUGGAAACAUCCGCCAAGGAGGGUCAGAACGUGGAGGAGAGUUUCAUGUUGAUGGCGAGGGAGCUUCUGUCUCGGAACGGCCUCCAGGUCCAGCAGGAUGGGCUGGACAGCUUCAGCAGGCCCAGACUUCUCCUCAGGACUAACUCCCGGCCAGUGAUCGGCACCGUGGGCGCCUUCACAUCGGCGGACAAGAAGUCGUGUUGUUGAGGAUGUUAGACGACGUGACAGUGGAUGCCUAUCGGGACAAUAAGAAUGGCUGCGCAUCACUCAGGAGGUGAUUUGGAAGCAUUGAAGAAUCAAUGCGGAGAACCUUGAAAUUUCUUCCUUUUACGAUCCUACGUUUUCACCUUUUGAGGAUUUGAAGUGCCAGUGUUUGACCCUUCGCCUUCUCUGGAGGAAACUGGAGCAUGGGCGACAGUGGACAUAAAAAUGCUCAAUAAAAGAUUUUUCAUUUG